This is a messenger RNA of Strongyloides ratti, 651 nucleotides long. RefSeq lists its product as hypothetical. Lineage: Eukaryota; Metazoa; Nematoda; Chromadorea; Rhabditida; Strongyloididae. The coding region runs from base 1 to 651 and encodes 216 amino acids. The record is from RefSeq and is a predicted model, not a curated record. The transcript is spliced from 2 exons.
AUGGUUUUUUAUUAUUUUUGUGUUGAGAAUUAUGACAAAAAUGGGAUCUUACUAACUUUUCAGGGAUCGCUUUAUGGAGCUUUAUUUUUAAAAUAUAUUCACUUAAAUAAGAAGUAUAUCAAAACUUUUAAAGAAAAUUUUUCUAUCAAUAAUGACAAGGGAUUAUAUAUUAAAUAUUAUAUAGUUAGAAAUCCUGAAUUUUGUAUAAUAGAUUAUAAUUGGAAUUAUCUUAUAACAAAGUAUCUUCUUAAAAAUUUAUAUUUAGAAAAAACAAUGUGGAAUCUUUCAACGUUUGGUGGAGCAUACUCAUCAAUGGGAGACUACUUUGAUAAUUUUGCUGAGAUAGCCGGUAAAUUAAGUAUUGCACAAUAUAAAAUAGCAAAAAAAAUGGAUGAUCAAAGUAUGAUAUCACGUUGUAAACUAUUUUUUUCUUUAAGUUUGGCACAACGCAAUUAUACCAAAUUAGCAUAUUUUAUAAUUAAACAAGAAUAUGUAAAAGCAAAAAAAGAAAAGAAUCAUUUUAUUGCUGAUUGUGCUCAAGGAACUUUAGCAAAAAUAAAAUCUUUACAAAUUAUAAAAAAAAAUAAUUAUCAGUCUUCUCUUUUAACAAAAUCUGAUGUCAUUCCAUUGAAGGGUUCUUUUGAUAAGUAA